UCUCCCCUAGUUUGUGAGUCUGACUAAUCUUUGUUUCGGGGGUGUGCGCGUGUCCAUCUAUCAAACUACAACUACCUCCUUCCCAUUUAUCUACCCCCCACACCCUUCAAUGCUGGCUGCUCUUCUUCCAUUUAUAAAUCCAACUCGAUCCUUUCUCCCUCUCUUGUCUUCCUUUCUACCCUUUCUUUCCCUAACUUUACAAAAUCACAACACACACAAAUCUUCUUUUUAACAUUUAUCAUCGUAUCUGAAACUACCAACUAUCGAUGGCCCCUUCAUUCGACACAAGUACUCACACGGUAUGCGUGAUGGAUGCUUCGGGUCACUUGGGCUUCAGCCUUGUCCAAAGACUCCUCCAAAGGGGAUACACUGUUCAUGCCUCCGUUCAAAAAUAUGGGGAAGAAAACCUAUUCACUGGAAUUUCAUCCGAUCCCGAUAAGCUUAAGGUUUUUCGAUCUGACCCAUUUGAUUACCAUAGCAUAAUCGAUGCUCUCCGAGGUUGCUCUGGUUUGUUCUACACAUUCGAACCUCCCUUUGAUCAACCAAAUUAUGAUGAAUACAUGGCAGACGUGGAAGUAAGAGCAGCGCACAACGUGUUGGAAGCAUGUGCUCAGACAGAAACUAUGGAUAAAGUGGUUUUCACAUCCUCAGCUACCGCAGUUGUUUGGAGAGAAGAUCGCAAGACCAUGGAACUAGAUCUAGACGAGAGACAUUGGAGUGAUGUUAAUUUCUGUCGCAAAUUCAAGUUAUGGCAUGGGGUGUCAAAGACAAUGGCAGAGAAGAGCGCGUGGGCCUUGGCAAUGGACAGAGGAGUGAACAUGGUGUCCAUCAACGCAGGCUUAAUGAUGGCGCAUGAUCUCUCCAUCAAACACCCUUACCUAAGAGGAGCCGCUGAGAUGUACGAGGAUGGGGUUUUCGUGACCGUCGAUUUGGCUUUCUUGGUGGACGCUCACAUCUGUGUCUACGAGGAUGUCUCAUCCUACGGUCGUUAUUUGUGCUUCAAUCACAUCAUAAACACCCAUGAGGACGCUGUUCAGCUCGCCCGCAAGUUGACGCCUGGUGCAUCUUCCUCCUUGCCGCAAAGUGAUGACUAUGGGAAGAGUUUUAUCGAACAGAGAAUUAGCAACAAGAAGUUGAACAAAUUGAUGGUGGACUUCGAGGCAUAAUCGACUUCCAUGGUCAUCCUUUUGGACGGUGAUUAGAGCAAUCACCUUGGCUGUCUUUCUGCGGGAAAGUAUUUGUGUACAAAAUGUAGAAAAAUUUGUACCUAUACCCCCAUAUUAGUAUUAUACAUUACAAAUCAAUGUAUUUUAAAUCAAAUAAUCAUUUCAUUAUUUAUUUCAAUAUUAGAUAAUGCAGAAUAAUUGUCUAUUUUUAAA
Messenger RNA from Glycine soja, 1379 nucleotides. Its product is annotated as cinnamoyl-CoA reductase-like SNL6. The record is from RefSeq and is a predicted model, not a curated record. Gene Ontology annotation, molecular function: 3-beta-hydroxy-Delta5-steroid dehydrogenase (NAD+) activity. Lineage: Eukaryota; Viridiplantae; Streptophyta; Magnoliopsida; Fabales; Fabaceae. Bases 267 to 1166 code for a protein of 299 amino acids. Gene Ontology annotation, biological process: steroid biosynthetic process. The transcript has 5 exons.